AUGAAAUACUCAUAUUGCAAAAUUUUGACAUUCCAACCAAUGAACAAUCAACCCCUCCCCCCUCUGCCAGCCCUCGAGCCCCUGACCUUCCUAACGAGGAACCAGACGCACCAUGUGGACCUCGGCCAGGUCAUCCGGUUGCAAUGCAGUUUCGUCAUGAGGGACUUCCACUACUUCACCCACCCCGUCCUCUGGAAAAAGGUGCAGAAGGAAGAUGCUGUGAAGAUGAACCUCAACGAGAUCAUCGAGAAACCCUUCCUGCAGUCGAACCGCUUCACUGUGCGCUACAACUCUUCAGAGUUGACCGGUUACGACGUCGAACGCUUGAAACAACUACAACAACAACAACUGCAUCAACAGCUACAACUACAACAACAACAACAACAACAGCAACAGCAACAACAGCAACAACAACAACAGCAGCAACAACAACAGCAUAGAUAUUUACGUCAACAACAUCUCUAUAGGAGAGAUUAUAACUAUCCGAAAGCCAGAUAUUUCAUUUAA
Molecule: messenger RNA, 507 nt
Organism: Helobdella robusta
Lineage: Eukaryota; Metazoa; Annelida; Clitellata; Rhynchobdellida; Glossiphoniidae
Exons: 2
Coding region: 1-507 (168 amino acids)
Source: RefSeq, a predicted model, not a curated record